AUGUCCAACAUUGCUCUCCAUCGUGCUACGUCCGACUACACAUCUUCAAGUGACAGUAGCCGACUCGUGAGCCCGCCCAGCGUAGCUAGCGGUGCUAGCGGCAGUACCUUCUCAGACAGUCUGGCUGUUCUGCCACCGCAUUCGGGUGGGCUUUAUGGAGACCCUCUAGUUCAGCCCUACGAUCGCCAACAGGUCAUACCAGUCGGGGACGGUAAUCAUGGCAAGUUUUCUUACGUGGCUUCUUCAAAUCAUCUUUUUUCUCCGCUCUAUGGACGGUGGACUCGUUUGGAGGGAGAAUGUGAGCGCCAACAGCAUUUCGACGAAUUCUCGACCAGCAACCCCAGCGCUGAGAACACCCAAUCACCUAAUCCUAAUCCCUCGGUCCCUCCUCAUCCCGCAAACGUGCCGUUGACGCCCUCGUUGAAGAAUUGGUGCUCUGUGUUCUAUUACGAGUUAAACAACCGUGUUGGUGACGUUUUUCAUGCCUCAAAACCCAAGUUUACUGUAGACGGGUUUACGGCGCCAUCUUUAGGGACAGAAAGGUUCAGUCUAGGUGGGCUCAGUCACGUAAAUCGUCCACCUCAAGUUGACAUGACGCGUCGCCACAUCGGUCGCGGCCUUAACCUGCUAUAUAUAUCUGGAGAGGUGUUCGUUGAGUGUCUGAGUGAUGCAGCCAUUUUCGUUCAGUCGCCGAGUUGCAACCGCCUUAACAACUGGCAUCCUGCCACGGUAGUCAAGGUCCCUCCACGUUGCAAUCUUCGUGUUUUCGAUAACCGCGAAUUUGCGGAUUUGCUGUCGCAGUCAGUUACCAGGAAUUAUGAAACCGUGUUCUCCCUCACUCACAUGUGUUUCAUCCGAAUCAGCUUUGUGAAAGGAUGGGGCGCUGACUAUCGGUAUGUCACAACUUUUGCCUUUCGUUCCAGGGAUUAA
Molecule: messenger RNA, 930 nt
Organism: Hydatigera taeniaeformis
Lineage: Eukaryota; Metazoa; Platyhelminthes; Cestoda; Cyclophyllidea; Taeniidae
Source: the annotation of a GenBank genome assembly